AUAUAAAUAUGUGAUAUUUUAUAGAUAUUGAUCAGUCAGUAUUGAUAUAGAUUUUUUGUAGUAUAAUUUAUAUACGUAUAAAUAACAUGAUGUCUAAAAUAACUAUCCUAUGCUCUAUAGUUUUAUUAGUUCAGGAAAUCUCAAGCCAUUAUCUCAACUACGGAAACUUGCAAAAUGGAGUAGGAAACAGUUAUGCAGCAAAUAAUCCUGGAUCGAAUCCUUAUGCAGCCAACAAUCUUGGAGCUAAUAAUCCUGCAAAUGCUCACGGACUAAACAAUGUGGCUGCAAAUAUGAUAGCUACUGGAAAUAAUUUAAAUCUCGCCAAUAAUUUAGCUUCAAAUGUGCCGUACAACUUAGGACAAAACUUACCAACCAAUAGUGCUAUAAACGUCGCCAAUGUAGCUUCAACUCCUAUAAACACUGGGUUAUUCGAAGGUAUAUCAGCAUCUAACGGAGGUGUAUUUUCUGUGACCAGUGUGUCACCUAUAGUUCCAUCAGGAUUAUCUGUGUUUUCUGACAAUUUGUUGAUAGAAGGCCCUCUUACUGUAACAGGGCAGUUACCAUUCUUAAGUGCUGUUGCUGUAGAAGGUGCUUUGCCCAGCAGUGGCCAAGGGGUUGCUGGUUGCGGAUGUGGAGAUGGCAACAUAGGGAUUGUCAACGAAUUGAAUAAUGCUGGACUGUACGGUGGCCUGGGCAAGCCAGGUUUGGGCUUGGCAGGGCGGUUUUUCUAAAUAAGAUUAUUUAUUGAAUUAUUUAUUAAUAAAAUAUUAUUUAUAAUACUGAA
Molecule: messenger RNA, 784 nt
Organism: Plodia interpunctella (Indianmeal moth)
Lineage: Eukaryota; Metazoa; Arthropoda; Insecta; Lepidoptera; Pyralidae
Exons: 2
Coding region: 87-731 (214 amino acids)
Biological process (GO): chorion-containing eggshell formation; multicellular organism development
Cellular component (GO): egg chorion
Molecular function (GO): structural constituent of egg chorion
Source: RefSeq, a predicted model, not a curated record